Messenger RNA from Nestor notabilis (Kea), 393 nucleotides. RefSeq names its product feather keratin 4-like. NCBI's taxonomy places the organism in Eukaryota, Metazoa, Chordata, Aves, Psittaciformes, Psittacidae. The record is from RefSeq and is a predicted model, not a curated record. The coding region runs from base 1 to 393 and encodes 130 amino acids. Gene Ontology annotation, molecular function: structural constituent of cytoskeleton. The transcript has a single exon. Gene Ontology annotation, cellular component: intermediate filament.
AUGUCCUGCAACAUCAGCUCCCGGUGCUUGCCUGCCUGUGAGGUUACGUGCCCACAGCCCUGUGCCUACAGCAGCAGCCUUGGGCCUUGUGUGGUAUCAUGUGGGGACUCCAGAGCCGUGGUGUACGCCCCACCAGUUGUCCUCACGUUCCCUGGCCCGAUUCUCAACAGCUGCCCCCAGGAAAGCGUUGUGGGAACAUCAUUUCCCCAGCCCUCUGGAGCUUUGACCUCUGGGAGUUCCUAUAGGAUCGGGAGUUCCAUUGGUUCUGGGGGCAUGUCAGGAAUGGGGGGUUCCUUUGGACCUGGAGGCUCCUCAGGGAUGGGGGGUUGUUACAGCAGGAAGUCCUACAGCAGCAGCCGUGGAUCCCGCCUUGGAAACUGUGGCUCAUUUUAA